This is a messenger RNA of Camellia sinensis, 1834 nucleotides long. Lineage: Eukaryota; Viridiplantae; Streptophyta; Magnoliopsida; Ericales; Theaceae. The record is from RefSeq and is a predicted model, not a curated record.
AAUCAGUCGUGUUGGCCCUCUUGUUGGCUCUUCUCCUCCCUCUUCUCUUCCCUCUUCUCUUCCGCCAUAGCCGAAGCUUCCAAGGUUCACCAGCCUCGUCGGCGAUCCGGGCUUCAGCCAUGUCGACAUCUUCUUCACAAGCUCUCACUCUCUGGACGUCUCCACCAUGGGUUUGUGACCAAAGACCUAGUCAUCGUCUUUUCCCUUCCCUUCCAGUCGAAUCGAAUUUUUCCAAGAACUCUUUUCCAUAGUUCAGGUUCGUUGCUAACUCUAAGCUUCAUCUAAAUGUGCCAUUGGUGCUUUGAUUUCAAAACCCUAACCAUUGAAUAUCUGUUAUUAAUUUUUUUUUAUUAGUCAAAAUUAAUAUCCAUAGCCACCCAAAAUAAUUGUGCCAUUGGGGCUUUGACUUCAAAACCGUAAUCGUAAAGAAUGAAUAUUUACUUUUCUAUGUAAUUUUUUGUUACUUCAUAGCUGUCUAAUCGAUUGUUAGUGUGAGGUUGUAGAUCAAACUUCAAAAAAAAAAAAUCCGAAGUUUUUAUUUUUCUCACUUAUCUAUGUAUCUCUAACUUUGGACCCUCUUGAAUUCUGGUUAUUGUGUGUGUUUCUUAUUCAAAGAUACCAAUGAAGUUCUAUGAAAGUUCAGAUUGGAUCCAAAACCUGGCUAUUUGAUUUAUAUGUUAGGGAGUUCCUUUAAAUGGUGUUUGGUUAUAUAGAUUUGGAACUGAGUGCUGGAUCCUGGGAUUUUGUAGUCCUUGGGAGUUGAGGCUUAUACAUCAUGGCAAGGAUUAAACCUCAAGCUCUGCUACAACAAAGCAAGAAGAAGAAGGGUCCAAGUCAUAUCGGUGCCACUACAGUUAUUUUAUAUAGCUUAAUUAUAGUUGUGAUGGUGUUUUUCCUGUUUGCUAGUUACAGACAUUGGAUUCAGAGGUCAAUAAUUCAAACAGAGCAUCGGCUAUCAGUUAUUGAGCGUGACGAUGCUUUUGCAGAUGGAAAGAAAUCUGAUGUCCCCGGAUAUGUUAUUUUAAAUACCUCAAAAGGGUCAAUAACAAUCGAGUUAUACAAAGAAGGCUCUCCUAAGGUGGUUGAUGCAUUUAUUGACUUAUGUCAGAGGGGGCACUUCAAGGGGAUGCCUUUUCACCAUGUAAUAAAGGACUUUGUGAUUCAAGGAGGUAAUUCUGAUAUACCUGGAGCUACAGACGAUUGGACUUUGAAAGUGAAGCAUAACAGCCAACUUGAAACAAGCAUGAAGCAUGAGGCGUUUAUGCUUGGUACUACAAAGGCUAAACAUGACAAAGAGGGAUUCGAGCUUUUUAUUAUGACUGCACCAAUCCCUGAUCUAAAUGAGAAGCUGAUUGUGUUUGGGCGGGUCAUUAAGGGAGAGGAUGUUGUUCAGGAAAUUGAAGAGGUGGAUACGGAUGAACAUUAUCGACCUAAAUCUCCAAUAGGAAUCAUCAAUGUGACUCUGAAAGAGAAGGUUUGAAGGAGGUUUUAUCAGUUUAAAGCUUCUUUCAAUGGCAUGGUUUCCCCAUCUUAGCUGCCAACGUGCUGAUAAUCACCAAGCAAGCAAGAGGUUUAUGGGAAGUAAAGCAUUUCUUUUGCUUCUGUUCUGGGGUGUUUUCGUAUAUGGAUUGAAGUCUUUGGAAUUUUUUAUUUUUUUCCUGCUUGUGAUACAAAGAAAAGCUUGCCAAUUCUAUUUUGUAAUAUGGUUUUUUUAUUUAAACCUUGAUGAUACACAUUGCUUUAUAGUGGACAUGAAAUACAGUAUGUUCUUGAGAUCAAGACUGUAGACAAGGUAGGGUGAUAAAAUUCUUUUGUAACAUACUCUGGUUUUUGC